AUGAUUUUCCGAUCUCAUGGUCAGAGUCCAACUGUAGGCUGGACUUUCCUGUUGUGGAAAAGACUUGCAGUAAUGGAAGCAGAGCCGAGGUAUCACCAGUUUGGUCCUGUGUCCACUGCGUCAGUGACUUUACAAAAAGGUAUAAAGAGUAUUGUUUACUUCUUGUAUGGUGUCCUGUUGCUCCUGCUGUUUGUUCUGCUGUUAACAACAGGAGUCAAAUAUAACCCUGAAGCUCAAAGUCAAAAGGAAGAACACAGACAGCCGGUAUAUCUCAAAGAAAUUUCCCCAGUUCAGGGACAAUGUCGAGAAGGAUGGAUCUUUAAUGAAAAAAGAUGUUACUUUGUGUCGACCGAGUCUGCGUCUUGGAGCGACGCUGAGACACAGUGUAAACGUCUCCAGGCUCAUCUACUCGUCAUAAACAACGUGGGGGAACUUUUUUUGGGAUAA
Knipowitschia caucasica is the source of this 447-nucleotide messenger RNA. NCBI's taxonomy places the organism in Eukaryota, Metazoa, Chordata, Actinopteri, Gobiiformes, Gobiidae. The record is from the annotation of a GenBank genome assembly.